AUGGAACUUCCUGACGACGUCAUCCUCGAUAUUCUCAGCCGCUUACCCUUCCACGCCGUCGGAAAAAUCCGAGCCCUCUCAAAAUCCCACAACCAAGCCACCUACACUUCCUAUUUCAAAGCCUUAGCCGCCGAUCACCAACCCCUCCUACUCGGCUUCCUCCUCCAAAGCCUACGAACCACCGCCACCGGGCGUAGGCACGUGCUGUCUUUCGCCACCCCCCGACCCAACUCGCCGCCGUUAGAAUUGUCCCUGAGCUUCCUCCCCGGCCAGUCACCGCAAGUCCUAGCCGUCGCUCCCAACGGCCUCGUCUUAUUCCAAUCCCGCCACCGGACACGUCACCAGAGACAACUCUACACUAUUUGUAAACUCCCCACAAAGCAAUGGCAACGCAUUCCAAUUCCCAAGACGCGGUUUUUUACGUUGAAUAUUGCCAUGUACGUCACGCGUUCGAAUCCUCUCCACUUCAAAAUUAUCCGUUUAUGCCGUGAUACAACCUUCUCGAAACGACGUCGUUCGGUUUGCUACACCGUUCGCGAGCUUUUUGAUUCGGAGUCUUGGCGGUGGAAGCGGCUUGAGGAUUUAGUUCAUGACAAUAGCUUAAGCUUUGUCGAGCCGUUUUGUGUGGCUGUGGUCGUUGGUGGGUUAGCUCAUUGGCAAUUCUUUGACGAGAAGUCUAUACUUGCGUUCGACUUCCUCUCCGAAACAUGGUCGAGUUUCGCCGCGCCGGAGGCUAUAACGGUGGAGCAGGAGGCUAGGGAAAGAACCGAGCCGUUCAAGAGCUGGCACACGAAGCUUGUGGAGUACAAAGGGAAGUUGGGGCUAAUACGUGAGUUUAGGGAACCGGCGGCGGCGCGGAAUGAGCUGUGGGUAAUGGAAGAUUACAAGGAAAGGGUUUGGACCAAAAAGUGGGAAUUUUUGGAGUCGAAUCCAACGGCUGUGUAUGGAUCAGAUACUUUGAUGGCGAUGGAAAAUAAUGAAAAAGUGAAGUUUUGUAAUGUGGAGACAGCCGUGGGAUUAUUACCCUCCGCCGCCACGUUCAUCCAACCCUCCAAUUGUCGCUAA
This is a messenger RNA of Cucurbita pepo subsp. pepo (vegetable marrow), 1065 nucleotides long. RefSeq names its product F-box protein At5g49610-like. NCBI's taxonomy places the organism in Eukaryota, Viridiplantae, Streptophyta, Magnoliopsida, Cucurbitales, Cucurbitaceae. Gene Ontology annotation, molecular function: protein binding. The record is from RefSeq and is a predicted model, not a curated record.